AUGCCGCGAAUGGCGGCCCGGACCGUCGUUGUACUGGCGACGUUUUUGGCGCUCCGCAUGGUGGGGGGCGCCGCCGAUAAGGAGGGGAGCUGCUACGUGAACAACGAGCCUGGGGGACUCACCAUCAAGCACAGGGUUACAAAAGUGAAGUGCCCAACACAGUUUGCAUUCAUCGUGAACAUUUUGGAUCCAGUCGUCCAAACGCAUUCAUGCACAGGAGUCUUGAUCGACAGGAAGACAGUAGCUGUGCCAGCAUCAUGUGUGCAAACCAGGUCCCAUGGCAUUCGAAAGUUCCCCAUUGUCAGAGUGGGCUCCUACAAUCUGAACACUCACGAUGAACCUGGCAAGGAUGAGGAAUACACAAUCUCAACGAUACUCAUUCAUGAGAGUUACGAUGGCAAUCCCCAAAAUGGUGGCGACCUAGCCCUACUGGAGUUGAAAGAGCCACUGACAAACUGCACUCCCAUCUCAGAGGACUUCAUGGACAUUUCAAACUGCAAGCGAGGCAGUUUGAUUGGCGUUGGCUGGUUUGGACCAAAUACCCACCAAGGACCCCCACCUAAUCAGCUGGAAGUCCUACCUGGAAUGAGCUUCGUGGAUCGUGAAAAAUGCACCAGUCUUCUUGACGGAAUGCCACAGGGUGCCAUAUGUGCAUGCUCUGACCCAGCUGCCAACAUUGUCUGGGAUCACGGCUCGCUGCUGCUUUGCAAUGGCAGACACCUUGUAGGAUUGGCGUCAUACAUGCCAGAGACGAACGAGUACAACCCCUAUGUGUACACGCACAUGGCAGAGUACAAGCGUUGGAUUAAGGAGCGUGACCACAGAUCAUCGAAUGUACAUUUCAACUCUGAUGAUCGUGAACUGUGA
This is a messenger RNA of Ostreobium quekettii, 867 nucleotides long. The record is from the annotation of a GenBank genome assembly. Lineage: Eukaryota; Viridiplantae; Chlorophyta; Ulvophyceae; Bryopsidales; Ostreobiaceae.